This is a messenger RNA of Cylas formicarius (sweet potato weevil), 1394 nucleotides long. RefSeq names its product GDP-fucose transporter 1 (gene nac). The record is from RefSeq and is a predicted model, not a curated record. Lineage: Eukaryota; Metazoa; Arthropoda; Insecta; Coleoptera; Brentidae. The transcript has a single exon. Gene Ontology annotation, cellular component: Golgi apparatus. Gene Ontology annotation, molecular function: antiporter activity. Gene Ontology annotation, biological process: protein O-linked glycosylation via fucose; GDP-fucose import into Golgi lumen. The coding region runs from base 12 to 1004 and encodes 330 amino acids.
UUCGAAUCUCCAUGGACGCGAAAAAAACGCUCCUGCGGCGGUACGUGGUAAUAUUCCUCGUGGUGUGCGGCUAUUGGGUAGUGUCGAUCUCGACGGUGUUUGUAAACAAAGCGCUGCUGAGCCACAUCGACUUGGAGGCGCCGCUAUUCAUAGCAUUCAGCCAAACGGUCAUCACGGCGCUAAUAUGCUACGGCAAGAAACUAGCGAGCCGCUCGUGCCCCGACAGGGUCAGCUUCCCGGACAUAGACGUGACGGAUCCAUGCACCGUCAGGUCCAUUCUGCCGCUGUCGAUUAUGUUUACGAGCAUGAUAGCGACCAACAACCUGUGCUUGAAAUACGUCUCCGUCUCGUUUUACUACAUCGGACGGUCGCUGACCACCGUGUUUAACGUACUCCUAACCUAUUUCAUUUUGGGCGAGAAAACGUCCAAGAGCUGCGUCGCGUGUUGCGCCGUGAUCGUGUUUGGUUUCUGGCUCGGAGUCGACCAGGAGAACCUGGCGGGAAGCCUCUCCGUGGCGGGCACCGCGUUCGGAAUCCUGGGCUCGCUCUCCUUGUCCGCCUAUUCCAUCUGGACCAAGAAGGUACUGCCGGUGGUGAACGGUGAAGUGUGGGCCCUCUCGUACGCGAAUAACGUGUACGCCUCGGUAUUAUUCGUGCCCAUGAUCGUUAGCAACGGCGAAUUGCCAGCGCUCUGGAGCUACACUAACCUCACCCGUCCGAGUUUCUUGUUAAUUUUAACCGGGGGCGGAGUGUGCGGCUUCCUCAUAGGUUUCUUUACGGCGCUGCAGAUCAAGUACACGUCCGCGUUGACGCACAACAUUUCCGGCACGGCCAAGGCCUGCGCCCAGACCGUGAUGGCCGCUUAUUGGUACGGCGAGCUCAAGUCCGCGCUGUGGUGGUGCUCGAACGCCAUAGUUUUAAUCGGGAGCGCCGCCUACGCGAGGAUCAAACAGCUCGACAUGGAGCGCCGUCACGCGCUCGACGUGCGUUAUCAAAAAGUUUAGCAAUAAAACGUUGUCGGGUGGACGGCGCCUCGUUUUUUAUCACCCGAGAGGCAUUUUUCGGUGACGACAGCUUGCUGCCAAACUCGGCUAGGAAAUGGAAAGCUCCCUUAUCCAAAACUAGCUAUUAAUACUUUUUUGUUUGUAUUCUAACAUUUGACUGGUAAGUUGUCAAAUAGUUUGCUUUCUAUUCUACUUACCGUUUAAGGAUGAAAUGGCAAUGGGGCAAACCACCAUCCCAAAACUGGUACGGUACAUUUCACACCACAAGAAUUUGACAAACCUCUUCUAAAAAUACCCUGAGUUUUCUAUGUGUAUUACAAUAAAAAAUAAUUAUAUAAAUUAUGAAAUGGCUAAACUAAUAAUUAAAUACAGAAAUUUUCUUUUAAUAAA